This is a messenger RNA of Daldinia childiae, 1389 nucleotides long. RefSeq names its product Adenosine deaminase CECR1-A. NCBI's taxonomy places the organism in Eukaryota, Fungi, Ascomycota, Sordariomycetes, Xylariales, Hypoxylaceae. Gene Ontology annotation, biological process: adenosine catabolic process; inosine biosynthetic process. The transcript is spliced from 2 exons. Gene Ontology annotation, molecular function: adenosine deaminase activity. Bases 1 to 1389 code for a protein of 462 amino acids. The record is from RefSeq and is a predicted model, not a curated record.
AUGAAUCCUCUGAAUUUAUACACCGAUCAGGAGUGGGAGGAAGUCUCGCAAGAUCUCCCGAAGGAUAGCGAUCCUUUUAUUCAGAAGUAUCUCCAAGGUCGCGAGGCCCUCAUAACAGAAGAAAAUAAGGAACGCAGCGAUGCGUCAUUCAAGAAGAGUCUCUCUCCUAUUGCAAAGCGUGCCUGUGAUAUAGUGGCGCGUAUCCGGGAUGAAGAGAAGAACACAGUGUGGACGCCACAGCUAGAAGACUCGCUCGCUCAGGAAUCUGAUAUUGUCGUGCACCCGGGCAUGAUGUUCUCCCUGUCCAAGGAGCGAAUGGAAAGCACCAAAUUAUGGAACAUAGUACGACGCAUGCCUAAGGGUGCUUUGUUACACGCCCAUUUAGACGCCAUGGUUGAUUUCGAGUAUCUAUUUGGAGCGCUCUUCGCAACCCCAGGCAUACAUUUGUCCGCCGACCAGCCGCUCACAUCAGACAAGGAGAGGGAAGCUGCUAAAUUAAGCUUCCGCUUUUUCAAACAACCACGUACCGAAAGUAAUAUCUGGAACCCCGAUUAUAAAAGCGGUACUUUUGUCCUGCUUACUCAGGCCGCGGACGCGUUCCCCGAGGGCGGGAAAGCCGGUUUCCUAAAGUGGCUUUACUCACGGUGCACCAUCUCGCGGACGGACGCCGUCUCUCAGCACCACGGUGUUGAUCACAUAUGGCAAAAAUUCUACAAGUGUUUCCGCGUGGUCGGGUCCAUGAUUCACUACGAGCCCAUCUUCCGCAAGUUCCUCCAGCGCCUCAUGAGUUUACUAAAGGCAGACGGGAUCAACUGGUGCGAAUUCCGCUUCUCGUGGGCACUGGAUUAUUAUAAACAGGAUAGCGAGACGCCCGAGUCUGACUACAGUGCGAUGAUGACUGUCUUGGACGAGGAGGUGGCACGGUUCAAGGAAUCUGAAGAGGGAGAGGGAUUUUGGGGGCUUAGGGUUAUAUGGGCUGCUCUACGGUUCUUUCCAACUCGAAAUAUCGUGGAAAACAUGGAACAGUGCAUCGAGACUAAGAUCACGCAUCCUCAUCUGAUCGCCGGGUACGACUUGGUCGGUCAGGAAGAUGGUGGUCGACCCCUACGCGACCUACUUCCUGAGCUAUUUUGGUUCCGCAAGCAGUGUGCCCAGGAGGGUGUCAAUAUCCCCUUCUUCUUCCACGCCGGCGAGUGUCUCGGAACUGGUAACGAUACAGAUCACAAUUUAUUCGACGCUGUGCUCCUGGGAACGAGACGUAUCGGCCACGGAUUUAGCUUGUACAAGCAUCCUCUGCUCGUCAAUCUCGUCAAAGAGAAGAAGAUCUUGGUGGAAAGCUGCCCUAUAUCGAAUGAGGUCCUCCUUCCUCGUCUCUGCGUUCCGUCAUGA